Tachysurus vachellii is the source of this 1811-nucleotide messenger RNA. RefSeq names its product phosphatidylinositol glycan anchor biosynthesis, class B (gene pigb). Lineage: Eukaryota; Metazoa; Chordata; Actinopteri; Siluriformes; Bagridae. The transcript is spliced from 12 exons. Gene Ontology annotation, molecular function: alpha-1,2-mannosyltransferase activity. Gene Ontology annotation, cellular component: endoplasmic reticulum membrane. Gene Ontology annotation, biological process: GPI anchor biosynthetic process. The record is from RefSeq and is a predicted model, not a curated record. Bases 129 to 1721 code for a protein of 530 amino acids.
GGGGUGUUGAUACGCCUAGCCAAUAGCAGCAGGUGUGAUACUGAACACAAUACUGUGUUUGUUUACAAGCUCCUGUGAUGGAGUUGUGUUGUUUACGUGUUUACACACUUCAUAUAGUUUAAAGACUUAUGGAAGGAAUCCGUGAUCGUCGUUUUCUGCGCUUUGGUGCUUCAAGUUCAGCCGAAACCGUCAAACUCAGGAAGCGGAAAUCAAACCUGUACCGGAAGGAAAACAACACGACUUCCUGCGUGUACAGUUUCCUCGGGGUCAGCAUCCUGCUUUUCUCAGUGAUUUUUCGCCUCAUUAACUGCCUCCUGGUUCAGACCAGCUUUGUCCCAGAUGAAUACUGGCAGUCUCUGGAGGUCUCCCACCGGAUGGUCUUCAGGUACGGCUACGAGACGUGGGAGUGGAAGGCAGGGAUUCGAGGUUACUCGUACCCGCUGCUGUUUGCUGGGAUAUAUAAACUCCUGCAGCUGCUGCACUCUGACACACCUCAGCUCCUGAUCUUGUUACCUCGAGUUCUUCAGGCGAUUCUUGCAGCGUUCGCUGACGUAAAGCUGUACGAAAUCACUCGCAAGUGGGAGAAUCCCGAAGUGGCCAAAUGGACCUAUUUUUGUCAGCUGUGCUCAUGGUUCACGUGGUACUGCUCCACUCGUACCCUCACCAACAGCACGGAGACGACACUCACCGUCCUGGCGCUCAGCUAUUACCCGCUGCACGGCUCCAGGACUCACCACAGCUGGAAAUACCUCUCGCUCGUCUCCGUGGCCGUCAUCGUCCGACCCACCGCUCUGAUCGUGUGGCUGCCGCUGCUGCUUCAUCACCUGUGGCGUGAGGAGAACAAGCUGAAGCUCAUCACUCAGCAGGGACUUCCUGUCAUGGCGGUUUCUCUGGCAGUUUCUACAUUUAUAGACUGUACAUUUUACGGAAAGUGGACCUUUGUGCAGUGGAACUUCCUGAAGUUUAACGUGCUGCACAACGUGGCUGAGUUUUACGGCACACACCCCUGGCACUGGUACCUCACGCAGGGCUUCGCGGUGGUGAUCGGACCUCACCUGCCCUUCUUCCUGCACGGCUGCACCCUCGCCGCUAAGAGACACAGAGUCCUGCUCAUGAGCGUGGUCUGGACCCUGAUGGCUUAUAGCUUUCUUGCACACAAGGAGUUCCGCUUCAUCUACCCUGUUCUGCCCUUCUGCAUGAUCUUCUGUGGGAUUUCCCUGGCAAAGCUGCGCUCCUGGAGGAAACCUGCUGCAGGAUCUCUGCUGCUCUUAAACCUGCUCCCAGCUUUCUACACAGGAUUAGUUCACCAGCGUGGAGUCCUGGAUGUUAUGGGUCACCUGCAGCACCUGUGUGAUGUCAGAGACUCUCCCAGCUCACCUGAGCCACACGUGCUGUUCCUCAUGCCCUGCCACUCCACUCCGUACUACAGCCACCUUCACUGUCCAAUCAUCUUGCGCUUCCUGGAAUGUCCCCCUGAUCUCAGAGGAGAUCCGGGUUACGUAGACGAAGCGUCCUCGUUCUACGCAGAUCCGCUCGGCUGGCUCGGGACGUCGUACCCCAACAGAUCGACGCUUCCUUCGCACGUGGUCUUGUUCCAUCCGCUCGAGAAGGAAAUCUCUGCUUUUCUGGACGGAAACGGAUUCGUGAAGAAAGCUGAAAUAUUCCACACACAUUUUCCUGAAGGACGUUUAGGGAAAAAGAUUUAUAUUUACGAGCAGUGACUCGACACGUCGAUCCUUUUAUUUGUGAAGUAAAAGAACUGGAGUUGAAAACGUGUGAUGUUUCUAAUUAAAGACCUGUUUUGUAAAACA